ACGCAACACCCACGAGCUCGUCAGCCGUCAAAUAUUGGAAGAAAAUGGACGCUUCUAACUUCAUUUUGCCUCUUGUAGACAUAUCAACUUUUAGAGACGCUCGGUCGUAGAAGAAUUACAUUGAAACAGCGUCGGUGUUCACACACGCUGCAGCCCUGCCGCGCUAACAAAAACGCUUAAAACGGACUUGUCACGUGAUCAAUCUUGACCAAUCGCCGAGAGCCAAGCCCGGCGGAAACAAGUGCUGCUCUUUGUUUGGACUUUUUUUGGGGGGGCGCGCGAUCAUACUUUCCAAACUUGAUCGAUUUCGUCAAGAAUAGAUUGUGGCAGACGCGCGUGGGACGCUUCUUAAAAAGGACACGUCGUGGGUCCAUUUGUGGUGGCGUAGUUUGAGUCAAAGACGUCCUUGGCGCUGUCUCGUCACGUGACUCCCCUCCCCCACCCGUCCUCGAGAAUGGGAGAAGAAGGCGGACAUGUUGGAGGGAAUGUGUUGGUUAAAAAGUAUCCAGUUGGAAGAUAGGAAGAUAUUUUGACGACAGGCUUCGCAUUGUCUUUGGACUUAACAAUCGGCGUUUGUAAUUAUUUUAUCAUUACGACUUUGGUGGUAUACUUUUGACAUCUACUUAUUUGUAUUAUUACUUAAACGUAACAUUUGUAUGCCGAAUUUUAUUUUCUACAGUUUGUCAGUGGAGAUUUUUUUAGUUGUCGCCGUCUAGAUUUAGUUGUACUUUUCAGGGCAUGUUGAGUGAUAUUGUUGAGAGGCUCUAACCUUGGAGUGGGGGAUGGGCGCAGGUGAUUGAGCAACCGUUUACACUUUGUUGCUAAUAGUUUUUGUUUAGUUGACUUCCAGUUUGUGUGCAUUGGUCCUAUCAAAUGUUUGUCCUUAAGGAGGUAAUGUCUUGUAGUUGUGUAACACCUUCUUGUAAUCUUGAAAGCGGCUUCCAAAGUAGUUUCAAGGCUGUGAUAAAAUUGCUGCGACAUUCUGUUGUUCCGUGUGCCCUCAUGUGUAUUUCGCUGUCGUCUGAUAUGUUGAUGAAGGCUUCAUUGGCUAAAGAUGUUAGAACAUGUCUUUUUUUUUUUUUUUUUUAACCAUUAUUCCCUUUGUUCACCACGCGGGACUGCUCUAGCCUGUCCUGUUUCGUGUUACGCGUGCUACAAAAACGAAUAAUGGCGUAGUGUCGGUGCGUUUAUGACAUUUAAAACAUGUUUCUGUGUGUUCGGUGGUGGUUUAUUGCAGUUUCUGCGUAUAAUUCGACGAUUGAACAUGACAUUGUCGUGCUUAAAGAUGGCGACCGGCGUACCUCUGCGCAUGUAAAAUGCGGCUCUUCUGGUAAGUGGGGCGGGGCCAAAGCGCUGGGAUUUGCGCGUGACCCGAAAGCUCAACCAAUGGGAUUGUAGCUGUAACCUCAAAAGCCCGCGUUGCUUGUCUAUUGGCCAAUCACCGCUGUCGAUUUGCAUACAUUGGCGUAAUGUAAGCUAUAGAGGCACUUUCCACGUCCUUGCAAUCAGUGACUGUGGCCGUUUUACCGAAAAGCAAAGCGUAUCUUAAAUCCGAAAACAAGUCUUGAUCAACACCGAUGUGCAACUUUACAGUAAAGAGACUGCUUUGAAUUUGUGGAAUUCAAAGACUUCACAGGCGUUGUCGGGUGUGGUGACGUUGACUGGCAACACCAGGAGCCAAUAGAAACUGAAAGGGCGUGGACGUUUCGAGCACGCGUGGCCAAUCGGGUCCGUUGUUGGUCUAUAAAGUAGCGGGUGUAACUAUUCAGGCGCCAUUUCCACGAAGCAGGAGAGAGGAACGUUUCCACUGGAGGGAACCGGUAAUACGAAACGGCAGAGGAACGGAACCGGAUCCUGGCUUGAGUUUAGCAAAACACAAUCCGGAUCCAUCCUGAUGGAUAUGGCCGUUAACCCGCUCAUUGACAGCUCGCAUGGUGGGGUUGAGGUUGGAAUAAUGGGGCUCACAGCAAUGGACCAGAGUUCUGCCAAUGCUGGCAAACGGAUCCGGAAACCUUCCCUGCUUUUUGAGGGCUUUGAGAGUCCCGGAAUGCCCUUGUACAGCCAGGCAACUCACUUGGGGCCCGCACAGCCUGCGGUCAAAGACCCUGGUCGUGCGGGGAAGAUGACCAACCAGCUCCAGUUCCUACAGAAGGUCUUGCUGAAGUCUUUGUGGCGACACCACUUUGCCUGGCCCUUUCACGAGCCUGUGGAUGCAGUCAAGCUCAACUUACCCGACUAUCACAAGAUCAUCAAGACGCCCAUGGACAUGGGCACCAUUAAGAAGAGGCUAGAGAAUAACUUCUACUGCAGUGCCAGUGAAUGCAUGCAGGACUUCAACACCAUGUUUACCAACUGCUACAUUUAUAACAAGCCAUCUGAUGACAUCGUCUUGAUGGCACAGUCGCUUGAGAAAGCUUUUCUGCAGAAAGUGGCUCAGAUGCCCCCUGAAGAGAUCGAGCUCGCUCCUCCCCCUCCGCGCAGCAGGUCCAUCAAAGUGGGAAAGAAGGGCAGAGUGUCAGGAGGAAUGACCACCGCUCACCAGGUCCCAGCAGUUUCUCAGUCUGUGUACUCGCCACCCACUCCGGACACCCCUGAAUGCAUCAUCUCCAUCCCUCCACAGACCAUCUUGAACAAGAACCUCCAGUUGACCCUGCCAAGUGAGCACAGCAUCCCCGCCGUGACUGGCAUACUCCCCACGCAGCCCACUGCCAAGAAAAAAGGUGUCAAGCGGAAAGCAGACACGACCACACCCACCACCGUAGCCAUGCCCAUCAUGAGUGCUGUGAGUGGCAUGGGGAUGGGGAUGGGGAUGGGUCACGACUCCCCGCUCACCCUCAGCGCUCUAGGGGUGGUGGACCACAACUCUGACCUGGGCCUUAGCCAGGGCCUGGCCCUCAGUCAAGGCUUGGGGCUCAGUCCAGGCCUGAGUCUCAAUCAGGGCCUGGGCUUCAGCCAGGGCCUAGGAAUGAGUACAGCCCACGGGGCGGUCACGAUGGGUGGCAAAGCAGCCGCGGGAUACAGGAGAGGAGUGAGCGGACGGCCCAUCAAGCCACCCAAGAAGGAUUUGCCCGACUCCAUCUUGACAACGCCGGUGCGUCGCAGCAAGCUGACCCCCCAGCUGCGCUACUGCAGCGGGGUCCUGAAGGAGCUGCUGUCCAAGAAGCAUGCCGGCUACGCCUGGCCCUUCUACAAGCCCGUGGAUGCUUCCUCGCUUGGGCUCCAUGACUACCAUGAAAUUAUCAAGCAGCCCAUGGACCUCAGCACCAUCAAGAGGAAGAUGGACAGCAGAGAGUACGUUGACGCUCAGCAGGUAGCUGCAGAUGUCAGGCUGAUGUUCUCCAACUGCUACAAGUACAACCCCCCCGAGCACGACGUGGUAGCCAUGGCUCGAAAGCUCCAGGAUGUCUUUGAGUUCUGCUUCGCCAAGAUGCCCGAUGAGCAGCCGGCGCCCCCCAGCUCGUCCUCUUCCUCAUCAUCCUCAUCUUCCUCGUCGUCCGAGAGUGAGCCGAGCAGCGAGGAGAGUGAGAGCGAAAGCAGCCAAAGUUCCGAUUCUGAGGAGGAGCGAGCCAACCGCCUGGCGGAGCUCCAGGAACAGCUAAAAGCCGUCCAUGAGCAGCUCACUGCGCUCUCCCAGGGGCCCAUAGUGAAGCCCAAGAAAAAGAAAGAGAAGAAAGACAAAAAGAAGAGGAAGAAGGGCGACAAGCAUCGGAAGCUAGACGAGGAGUUGAUGCUCAUUAAGCCUGCGAAACCCCCCAAAGCCAAAACCCCAAAGACCAAGAGCAGCAAGGCAACGGGCGUUUUGAUGCCAAUCAAAAAGGCUCCGAGCAAGAAAAACAGCAAGAGCAAGUCCAAAAAGGGUGGCAUGAUGUUCAACAUGCCUCAAGCUGUCCCAGAACCCAUAAUCCCUCAUUUUGACUCAGAUGAGGAGGAGGAGACUGCGCCCAUGUCGUACGACGAGAAGCGCCAGCUCAGCCUGGACAUCAACAAGCUGCCCGGUGAGAAGCUGGGCCGCGUGGUCUACAUCAUUCAGUCACGCGAGCCGUCGCUCCGCGACACCAACCCCGAGGAGAUAGAGAUCGACUUUGAGACACUGAAGCCGUCGACGCUGCGGGAGCUGGAGCGAUACGUCAUGACGUGUCUGAGGAAGAAGCCCCGCAAGCCUUAUGCAAUAAAGAACAGCGCCGGGAAGUCUCGUGAGGAGCUGGCUUUGGAGAAACAACUGGAGCUGGAAAGAAGGUUGAUGGACGUCAGCGGGCAGCUCAACUCUGGGAAGAAACCCCCAAAAGCCAAGCUGGAGAAACCCGCCACCGAGUCCAGCACUCAGCCGUCACGCCUCAGCGCCAGCAGCUCUUCCUCAGACUCCUCCUCUUCCUCCUCGUCUUCCUCAUCCUCUGACACCAGCGAGUCCGACUCCGGCUGAGAAGCAAAAAGCUCCCUUUUUUUUUAAACGGGGGACAUGUGACAGACCCCGCAUGCACCACUUCCUGUUAAGUGGACUGGACUGGAGAGGCACAGCAGGCCAAGGUGGCACCAGGCCCGGUGGUCCGACUGUCAGACCAGGAGAGUUGGCGCCUUCCCGCCCUCGGCUCACUUGUCUGUCUGUGUGAGGGACAUGAGACGAUCGCUGACGGGAAGCGGGCAGCUCGCUUUGGUCCAGGGAGUUCCUCAGCAAGGGAUGCAUCAUCUGGAGAGGAGCGCCGCAUGUGUUAGGGGAGGGGGUGGGGGGGGGGGGAUUAUGGGUGCUAGAACCAGAGUCCGUUUUACUUCUGGGCAUGAUUUCCCUUCUUACCGUGUUGGCUGUCUUGACGGUGUGUAGAUGUUCUGUACAGUUAUAGAACAGUUGUACAGUUAUAGAACUCUUUUCUUUUAUAAAGAAGCAUUUUACUUUUUCCCUCUGUGGGAAACUGGUGUGUUGCAGAAGCAGACGGAGAAGUGUGUGUGUGUGUGCGUGUGUGUGCGCGCGCGCGCGUGCGUGUGCGUUCAGCCUGGUGGAGUUUUUCAUAGUUUUGACGCAGGCGUUAAAAAGGGGGCGUCCAUGUUAGUGCACCGUGGAUGAGUAGGCUCCACGUGUGUGCUAGCAUGUGGUGUGCUGCUAAGUUGGUAUUUCUCCUCCCAUGUUAGUUUUCUGUUGCCCUGUACACUUUUUUUUUGCUCCCUGUGACCAAUUUCCUAAUAAAAAAAAAAAAGCUCAGGGGGUGCCCAAAUUGUUUGUGUUAGCGUCAUGUUUUGAUUUGGUUUGGGGCGUCUGUGUAGGCUCUCAGUCGUACAGGAGUUGUCCAUCGAGGAAAAGGCUUCUUGAGACGUCAUCUGUACUUCUGUGAAGAAGGUGUCGGACGUUUCGCUCCUCUACACUGUAAAGAUGAGGAAUGCAAAGAGCACUACAUUGGGGAAACUAAGCAAAUGCUCCAAAAAAGGCUUUGUCAACAUCGCAGGGACAAUGCUAGUGGUCCUCAAUCAGCAGUACAUCUACACCUGAAAGCUAACCACCACUCUUUUCAGGACAGCGAGGUAAAGAUUUUGGCCAAAGAAAACAGAUGGUUUGAAAGAGGAGUAAAGGAAGCUAUUUUUGUCAAACAACAGAACCCAUCAUUGAAUCGGAAUGGUGGUUUGAGGUUUAAUUUGGACCCUGUGUUCAGCAGGUUACUGAGACCAAAACCCACAGCUCUUAGUCUUGCAAAUGAGGUGGAGCCAGGGCCGAGCCAGAACAAUAGAUGCUAACGAGCCAGUAUCAAGAGUCGUUCAUACCCAAUUCAGGGAGCGACACUUCCCUUUUAUCGGAGGUGCUAAUAACAGGAUAGGAUUAUACCACUACUCCGCCCAGGCUUAGUGUAAGGAACCAAUAGGAGGAGGUUGUUGGCACACCAAUUCCUCCCACUCUUACUGUAUUUAAGGCCUAAGCUACCAGCACUUAUUAGUUUGCUGACGAAGCUCUUCGGAUGAGGAGCGAAACGUCCGACACCUUCUUCACAGAAGUACAGAUGACGUCUCAAGAAGCCUUUUCCUCAUUUGGUUUGGGGGGUUUUUCUUACUUUGUUCAGCUGCUACCUUACGCUCCUAUUACUCAAUAUAGUCGACAUAAUAGGAAAUAAGACAAUAUAGACUCGUGCGGCAUUGGGAGAGGCUUUUUUUUUUUUUUUUUUUUUAAACUACUGUUAGUUUCUGUGGUGGCUAUUGUCUCAUUAAUGUAACAUUGAGGCCGACUGACCAUAUAUAUAUAUAUAUAUAUAUAUAUAUAUAUUAUACAACAGCUUGAUGCGAGUUUAACUGCUUCAUUUCAACUUGUGGGCUUGCCUUAUUUAUACUCCAAUACUGUACAUUAUGUACACUUAGUUCCUAGUUCAUGCAAGGGCUAACUUUGUCACACAGCUUCUGCGACGUCACGUGUUGUGGUAGUUAUUUUUUAAAUGAAUGAACAUAAAUGGUCAACAACCAUACUUCAUAUAUGUAAUAUAUUAUGAGGUUGUUUUAAGAGUGACUCUUGUUAAAAGACUUGGUUAGCAUGGGGACGUUUCUGUCGUCUUAUGACAUCCACCAAGACUGAACUACGUAAAAACCUACGCAAUGCGCGUAGCGCAGACGUAAACAUCUUAUUCGGUUGCGUGUGAUAUACGUAAAAAAAUAGAACAAAACACAUAGAAUGCGCUGAUAUUUCAAUGUAAACAACCAUAAACAGAGAGCAAUGAUGGCUUCAUAUAGAAGAUUAAGAUGGAUUUUUUUUCUAAAUUGUCCACUUGCACCAUGGACAUGAUAGAAGAAAAAAAGAUUAUGUUUUUAUUUAUCACAUUUCUAUCUAUCUUAAUAACGUUUUUGGGAGUGGAGGGGAGACGUAUUUUGCUUGCUGCUGUAAAAUAGAUCGACGGGUGGUGCAGAUUACGCAUGCCUAACGUGUGAUUGCCGAAAAAUAGACCGACCGGUUGGAGACGUUUUCUGCACAUGCGUAGUACACAGUUGAACCGAUUGCGUUCCGGGUACGUAUUGCGCAGUGACACUGCGCACUCACCACUGUGGAUAACAAAGUGAAAGAAGUGUCAUUUAAAAUGAUUCACCGAUGUUAUCCAGUUAAAUCAUUCUUUAUCAAAUUCAAGUAUGAUGAUUUCGAUCUGAGACUGUUGUUCAUCUGUUUUGGAAAUGUCAAUAUACCCGUAAACCGUGGCAAGAUUUAUUUUAGAUCAUAUCUGCUGUGAUUUUGAGCUCCUCCUGCAAAAAGUCCUUUUUGGCUUCGUAAAGAAUGAUGCUCCAGCUGACAACGAAUAUUUUUUAAUUAAUCUCAUUUUAAUUCUUGCAAAAUUCUUCAUCCACAAACGUAAACUUGCCAAAGUGAAACCCCUUUUUUAUGUUUUCAUGAAAGACCUGAAGCUGUACUUCAAAUUAAUAUCCUCUGCUAAUAACAAGAAAGCUAUCAAGACAGUAAAUCUGUGCUCCCACUUCAAUAUCCUUAAUUCAGUUUAAUUUCCAUUGCUCAUGUCCCCUGGUGUAUCUUACUUUCAUUAUUAUUAUAAUUAUUAUCUUUAUUUUUUAUCUUUAUUUAUUUAUCACUUUUCUGUUACGUUUUGAUUUAUUUAAUCGCUGUUAAUCGCAACCCCUUAAUGCCGAUGGUUUGAUUCACUGUUAGUAUAAUUUG
Molecule: messenger RNA, 7621 nt
Organism: Dunckerocampus dactyliophorus (ringed pipefish)
Lineage: Eukaryota; Metazoa; Chordata; Actinopteri; Syngnathiformes; Syngnathidae
Gene: brd2a
Product: bromodomain containing 2a
Exons: 12
Coding region: 1895-4420 (841 amino acids)
Biological process (GO): chromatin remodeling; regulation of DNA-templated transcription
Cellular component (GO): nucleus; chromatin
Source: RefSeq, a predicted model, not a curated record